This is a messenger RNA of Thecamonas trahens ATCC 50062, 8943 nucleotides long. RefSeq lists its product as uncharacterized. The coding region runs from base 1 to 8943 and encodes 2980 amino acids. The transcript has 5 exons. Lineage: Eukaryota; Apusomonadida; Apusomonadidae. The record is from RefSeq and is a predicted model, not a curated record. Gene Ontology annotation, molecular function: protein binding.
AUGGAGGAAGUGUGGGAAGAAGCUUACAACCGUGCGGCAGGCGCCGGGGCCGAGGGCGGCAGCGGCGAGCUGAGCCUGGCCCACCUCCCGCUCGGCUACCUCCCGCCUGCGGUGCUGCAGCUGGACUACUUGCGGGCGCUGGACGUGUCUGGAACCAAGGUGCAGGAGCUGCCUGGCGAGGCACUGCUGGCGGUGGAUGGGCCGCCGCUGGAGACGCUCGUGGCCACCGGCAACGCUCUCGACGCGCUGCCUGAUGGCGACGCCUCCGAGUGGGCUGCCGUCUUUGACCGUGGCCUUUCCAAGCUUGAGCUGGCGGCAAACGCGCUGCGCGUCCUUCCGCACGGCCUUGUUGCUGCCAUGCAGGAUGCGCGCGCACCAGCCGGUCUUCGCGAGCUCAAUCUUGCCAUCAACUGCUUUGCGGACUUUCCGCUCGCUAAUGCCACGCGCACCGCGCCGUUUUCAUCGCUCGUCAAGCUCGAUGUCUCACACAACCCUCUGACUGAUCUUGGACCGGCACUGAGUCUGCUGCCGGCACUGGAGCGGCUCGACGCUUCGCACUGUGCGCUCACCACGCUCUCACCACACAUCGGCGCAUGCGCCUCGCUCCGAGUCCUCUUGCUGGCGUUCAACAAGCUGGGGCGGCUACCUGCGGAGAUCGGCGCGCUCACUGCGCUCGACACCCUCGAUGUGGCAGCCAACAAGCUGGCACAGUUGCCACCGCAGCUGGCGCUCUGCGGCGCCUCGCUCCGUGUCCUGGAUCUGCGGUCGAAUGCGUUCUCACAACCUCAGCCACUGGUCAUGCGCCCGCUGGCAGCCUCGCUCGUGCGGCUCCUCGUCCACGGCAACCACGCCGAGUUUGACGACCCUGCAGCUUGGCGAGACAUCCUUCCUGAUGGUGUGGUUGUUGGAGGAGAGCCGCUUCCACCAACGCGCCACAACAUUGUCUCGCGAGGCUUCGAUGCCGACGGCGAUGCUGUCGAUGCCACGCUCCGCAGCCUCGCCCACUCGCUGCGGACCGAGACCGCGCGUUCGGCGGGUGCCACGACUGUCAUCGAAAUGCUCCAAUCGGAGAUGAUUGACGCGCUCCAAAACCAGGUCAAGGAGCUGAGCACUGCCCACCUCGCGGCAUCGACUGAAAUCCAAAGCCUUCGCGAGCGCCUUGCCGCGCACGAGGGCUACGACGCUGGAGCAUCUGCCAGCCUCUCUCGUAUCGAGCUUGCGGCGUCGCAUAGCAGUGCGCACGCGCAGGGCGCAGCCCGGCGUGUUGACGAGCUGACUUCCGAGAUUGACCAGUUUGCUGCCAUCAACCGGCAGCUCGAGGCACGGGUCCGGGAGCUCGAGGCAGAGCUGCAGAGCGCUGAUAGCGUACACCGCAGCGAGGCCGCGAGCCGGCGCCGAUUUCAGGAGCUGUCACUCGAGCGCGAUGAGCUUGCUGCCGACAAGCUGCGGCUCAAGACACAAGUCCGGGAGCUCGAGGCGCAGCUGGGGGACGUGCUGGAGGGUCUUGGUGGAGAACGCGACUCGUACGCUGCAAUCAACUCGCAGCUGUCGGCGCAAGUCCGCAUGCUCGAGACCAAGCUGAAGGAGGCAAGUUGGGCGAGUGCCAGCGCCAGCAAUUCACAAGUUGAGUUGGCCAGGCUUCGGGCUGACCGGGAUGCUGCCCUCCUCGAGGCCGGCGAGGCACGCGCAGCGACAGCAGAGAUGGUCGUGGAGUUGGGCCAGCUCCAUACCGAUGUGGUGAAUCAGGAGAAGGCGUUUGAAGCCAAACAAGCUGAGCUCACUACUGUGGCGGAUGACCUCAUAGUUGCGCUGGACGUGGCGCGGGAGGAAGCUCGAAAAGCAGCGACAUCUGCUGAGGUUGCCCGGGCUGAGGCCGCCGAGUUCCGAAGCCGCAACGCCGAGCUGGAGGUAGCGCUGGCAGACAUGCUCAAUCUCAUGAGCGAGGUCAACGAGGCGGAGGCCGGCGCGAGUGGAACGAUUGCGUCUCUCGCGCACACUGCCGACGAGCCAGUGAUAGAAACCGAGGCCGAAGCCUUUGUGCGUGAGCACGAUCGCGUGUCUCUCCUCAUCGAACAGGACAACCAGAUCGUGCACAGGCUCGCUGAGUCCAAGCUCACGCCACCGACCUUUGAUGGUGCAGUCUACCGUGAGUCAGCCGGCUCGGGCUUGGUCUCGCUAGCAGCGAUCGAGGCUGCGGUCGAGCAUGUCAAGACUUCGUACAUGGUGCCGCUCAACAAGGCAACGCGCGCCAACCGCGGCCUGCGGGCCAAGUUGCAAGAGAGCAAGGUUCGGUGCUCAGAACUGGAGAGCGAGCUUGAGCAGACGCGCAAGCGACUUCAGACCAUCCGGAAGCGCGCAGCUGCACGCAGCGACGCUCGGAUGCGGGCAAAGAGUCGCGCACCGAGAGUAGACCCCGAGUCACAUGCAGAGGGCGACGGCGUCGCUGAGCUGCGCGAUGCAGAGGCACAAAUCCGCGCUGCGCAGCGCGAGCGUGACAGCGAUGCAGCGUCCCAGCUGGCUGCUGAGGUGGCUGUGGACGUCGCUGUGCUCGACGAGCUGCGUGCUGAGCGGAAAACGCAUGUGCUUGCGGCGGCUUCGCUACGUUUGCGACUGGACGACUUGGAGCAUCAAGUUCGCGAGGUGAUGAACGAGAGUCUGCCAGAGGAUGCAAAGUGGACGGCGGAUCCGUCGCUCCCUGCGCUGGAGCAGCUUGGCGCGUUCGGGAUGGCUGUCCGCGAGGAGCUGCAUGCCAACGAUGAGCUUGUACUUCGACUUCAAGAGACGAUUUCCGAGCUCCUCGCUCACCAGACCGAGCUUGAGGACACGGUGGCAGGUGCUGCGACUCUUCUUGAGCUUCCCGACUCACGCCCGUCGGCAGUUCUCGACGGGGUGGCGUUGCUGCAGCAGGAGGCGGCAGAGCUUGGGGCCCGAGUGGCCACGCUCGAGUACCUCAACGUCUCGCUCGACGCAUCUGGUGCGGACGAGCUCUCAGGCGAGCUUAUUGCUCAAAACGAGACACUACUCGAGCAGCUUCAGGGAGCACGCCAGCAGCACGCCGCUGAGGUGGCUGCACUCCAGGAGGUGAUCGAGGAGAAAGAGCUGAAGCUCCAGGCACUGUCGCGCACGUCAGAUGCCCCGGAUGUGGCAAAGCUCAAGCGAAUCAAGGACCUCGAGUCUCAGGUGGAUCAGUCUGAGCGGAUGUGCGACGGAUUGCGAGCCGAGCUUGCGCAAAUGCAAGAGAGUAUGCCAAGUGCGGUCGUCGCGGCGUUGCAGGAUCGGGCAGUUGGCCUGGAGGCCGAGGUAGCAGAGAUGGAGCGGAUGUGCAACCGGCUGCGGGCCGAGCUCGCGGAAGAGCGAGCUAACAAGGCGAAGCAAGAACACGGUAGAGGGGCAUCCCAGACAUUUGUCACCGAACAAGAGUUGCGGGCCGCAGUUAUGGAGCUUCCGGACAUUGGCCGCCACCGUCCAAAGCGGGCUCGAGUUAUGCAUGCGCCGAAGACGGCAUUGUUCAAUGCUGCAAGUGAGUUUGAUGACGAGAUCGCGGAGCUCGAGGACGAGCUCAACCGGCCGCGGGCUGCCAAUGAGGCGGCUCAGGUGAGGAUUGCGGAGCUCGAGGACGAGCUCAACCGGCCGCGGGCGGACGAGCAGAUGGAAGCUGAGCUGGCAGAGGUGCGGGCUGCCAAUGAGGCGGCUCAGGUGAGGAUUGCGGAGCUCGAGGACGAGCUCAACCGGCCGCGGGCGGACGAGCAGAUGGAGGCUGAGCUGGCAGAGGCGCGGGCUGCCAAUAAGGCGGCUCAGGUGAGGAUCGCGGAGCUCGAGGACGAGCUCAACCGGCCGCGGGCGGACGAGCAGAUGGAGGCUGAGCUGGCAGAGGCGCGGGCUGCCAAUGAGGCGGCUCAGGUGAGGAUCGCGGAGCUCGAGGACGAGCUCAACCGGCCGCGGGCGGACGAGCAGAUGGAAGCUGAGCUGGCAGAGGCGCGGGCUGCCAAUGAGGCGGCUCAGGUGAGGAUUGCGGAGCUUGAGACCGAGCUCAACCGGCCGCGGGCGGACGAGCAGAUGGAAGCUGAGCUGGCAGAGGCGCGGGCUGCCAAUAAGGCGGCUCAGGUGAGGAUCGCGGAGCUCGAGGACGAGCUCAACCGGCCGCGGGCGGACGAGCAGAUGGAAGCUGAGCUGGCAGAGGCGCGGGCUGCCAAUGAGGCGGCUCAGGUGAGGAUUGCGGGGCUUGAGACCGAGCUCAACCGGCCGCGGGCGGACGAGCAGAUGGAAGCUGAGCUGGCAGAGGCGCGGGCUGCCAAUAAGGCGGCUCAGGUGAGGAUUGCGGGGCUUGAGACCGAGCUGCAGCAAGCCCAAGCCAGCAACGAGGCUGAUCCUGAACUCGCGGCGGCCCAGGCGCGGAUUGCCGAACUCGAGACCGAGCUGGAGCAAGCUCAAGCCAGCAACGAGGCCGAUACUGAAGUCGCGGCGGCCCAGGCACGGAUUGCCGAACUCGAGACCGAGCUGGAAGCUCAAGCCAGCAACGAGGCUGAUGCUGAACUCGCAGCGGCGCAGGCACGGAUUGCCGAACUCGAGACCGAGCUGCAGCAGGCCCAAGCCAGCGACAAGGCCGAUGAUGAAAUCGCGGCGGCCCAGGCACGGAUUAUCGAACUCGAGACCGAGCUGGAACAGACGUCCGAAGUGGCCAGCAAGCUGCAGCUGCGCCUGAAGAUGCAGGACACGCUCAACGAGUCGAUGGAUGACGUAGCCGAGCUGCAUGAGGCCGAGAUGGUCGAACUGCAAUCGCGGAUCACCGAACUCGAGAUCGAGCUGGAACAAGCGCAGACCAGCGACGAGGCCGAUGCUGAACUCGCGGCGGCGCAGGUGCGGAUUACCGAACUCGAGACCGAGCUGCAGCAGGCCCAAGCCAGCGACGAGGCCGAUGCUGAACUCGCGGCGGCGCAGGUGCGGAUUACCGAACUCGAGACCGAGCUGCAGCAAGCUCAAGCCAGCAACGAGGCCGAUACUGAAGUCGCGGCGGCCCAGGCGCGGAUUGCCGAACUCGAGAGCAAGCUGGAGCAAGCCCAGAACAGCGACGAGGCUGAUGCUGAAGUCGCAGUGGCCCAGGCACGGAUUAUCGAACUCGAGACCGAGCUGGAACAGACGUCCGAAGUGGCCAGCAAGCUGCAGCUGCGUCUGAAGAUGCAGGACACGCUCAACGAGUCGAUGGAUGACGUAGCCGAGCUGCAUGAGGCCGAGAUGGUCGAGCUACGGGCGCAGAUCGCCGAGCUUGAGACCGAGCUGCAGCAGGCCCAAGCCAGCGACAAGGCCGAUGCUGAACUCGCGGCGGCCCAGGCACGGAUUGCCGAACUUGAGACCGAGCUGCAGCAAGCUCAAGCCAGCAACGAGGCCGAUACUGAAGUCGCGGCGGCCCAGGCGCGGAUUGCCGAACUCGAGACCGAGCUGCAACAAGCGCAGAUGAACGACGAGGCGGAUGCUGAAGUCGCGGCGGCCCAGGCACGGAUUGCCGAACUCGAGAUUGAGCUGCAGCAAGCUCAAGCCAGCAACGAGGCUGAUGCUGAUCUCGCGGCGGCCCAGGCGCGGAGUACCGAACUCGAGAGCAAGCUGCAGCUGCAUGAGACCGAAAUCGCGGCGGCGCAGGCGCGGAUCACCGAACUCGAGACCGAGCUCGAGCAGACGUCCGAAGUGGCCAGCAAGCUGCAGCUGCGUCUGAAGAUGCAGGACACACUCAACGAGUCGAUGGAUGACGUAGCCGAGCUGCAUGAGGCCGAGAUGGUCGAGCUGCAAUCGCGGAUCACCGAACUCGAGACCGAGCUGCAACAAGCGCAGAUGAACGACGAGGCCGAUACUGAAGUUGCGGCGGCCCAGGCACGGAUUGCCGAACUCGAGACCGAGCUGGAGCAAGCUCAAGCGGCCAGCAAGCUGCAGCUGCGCCUGAAGAUGCAGGGCACGCUCAACGAGUCGAUGGAUGACGUAUCCGAGCUGCAUGAGGCCGAGAUGGUCGAGCUACGGGCGCGGAUCACCGAACUCGAGACCGAGCUGGAGCAGGCCCAAGCCAGCGACGAGGCCGAUACUGAAGUCGCGGCGGCCCAGGCACGGAUUGCCGAACUCGAGAUCGAGCUGGAACAAGCGCAGACCAGCGACGAGGCGGAUGCUGAACUCGCGGCGGCGCAGGCGCGGAUCACCGAGCUCGAGACUGAGCUGCAACAAGCGCAGAUGAACAACGAGGCUGAUACUGAAGUCGCGGCGGCCCAGGCACGGAUUGCCGAACUCGAGACCGAGCUGGAGCAAGCUCAAGCCAGCAACGAGGCCGAUACUGAAGUUGCGGCGGCCCAGGCGCGGAUAACCGAGCUCGAGACUGAGCUGCAACAAGCGCAGAUGAACGACGAGGCGGAUGCUGAACUCGCGGCGGCGCAGGCGCGGAUCACCGAACUCGAGACCGAGCUGGAACAGACGUCCGAAGUGGCCAGCAAGCUGCAGCUGCGCCUGAAAAUGCAGGACACGCUCAACGAGUCGAUGGAUGACGUAGCCGAGCUGCAUGAGGCCGAGAUGGUCGAGCUACGGGCGCAGAUCGCCGAGCUUGAGACCGAGCUGCAGCAGGCCCAAGCCAGCGACAAGGCCGAUGCUGAACUCGCAGUGGCGCAGGCGCGGAUUACCGAGCUCGAGACCGAGCUGCAGCAGACGUCCGAAGUGGCAAGCAAGCUGCAGCUGCGUCUGAAGAUGCAGGACACACUCAACGAGUCGAUCGAUGGCGCGACUGAGUUGCAGGAGGCCGCGCUCGCCGAGCUGCAAGCCCAGCUGACAAAAGCCAGGCUUGAGCUCGAGCGCGAGCGCGCGGGCACGCAGACUUCAAGCCCUGAUGAUCAGUUGCAACUCCACGAGCAGGUUAUGUCUCUCACCGCAGAGGUCAGUACACUCCACUCUGCUCUCGAUGCUGCUACUGCCCAAAUCCACUCCAUGUCGACAGCGAUUGACUCGUCCGACCUCACCACUCUCCGAGCCGAGCGCGACAUCCUUCAGGCUGAGCUGGAGACUGCCACCCGCCGCAUCCUUCUUGUUGCUGACCGCAUUGCCCUGGUGCGCGGCUGCGAUGGAGAUGUCCUUUGGCGCGAUGCCGCUGCCGGUACGCUAGAGCGCGUGCUCGGUGGCCUUGCGCUUGGCGGACGAGGUCGCUGCACAACUUCGGCGCUACCUGGCAGCUCACUCACCCCCCCUGCUGCGGCGAGCAGCGCCGCUGUGGAUCUCGAAGCCAACGGCGCAGUUCUUCUCCAGAUUGUCGCUGCUCUCAUUAACGCGGGCCUCAUCAGUGUCACGGCUGUUCCAUUAGCGCUCUUAAGCACGCCUGCAGGUCAGGCGCGCGCCUUUGCCGCUCGGGAGUUGGCCGACUUGGCCGACUUGGCCGGCGGGCGUCGUGACGAUGCCGCGUCGAGUGAUGUCACAGUCCUUCGGGCGCGCCAGCACUCUCAUUUGGCAGCCAUUCGAGACCGUCUCAAUGAGCACGUCGCUGCCGUCGAGCUCUCAGACCUUGUCUCCAUGAUUUCAGAAGUUUCGGUCCUCGUAGGCGAAGCUGCCGAGCUGGAGGACUCCCAAGCUGAGCUGCUACAAGCGAACCAGUCUGCGGCCCAGGCGACGCUAAUUGAGCGAAACCGUGGCCUGCGCGAGAGCCUGGCCCAGUACGUUGCCAACGAGCGUGUACUCCGUGACACUAUCCGCGACCUGGAGACAGAGCGGGACCAGUUGCUUGCGUCGUCGAUCGAAGGCGCCGUUCGUGCGUCGACCCCAGGCUCACCAGUGGCGCCAGCCUCGCGCUCAAACUCAGAGGCCAACGCCUCUCUGGACUCGUCGGCUGUCAUCAUCGCAUCACUCAAGUUUGAGCUCGAGACUGUCAAGGAGUAUGCUCGCCAGCGCGAUGCUCUCCAUUUGGAUCGUACUGCAGAGCUUUCACAGACUAUUGAGAGCAUCCACGGAUCACAGGACCGAGGCGCGUCCACCAUUUCGGCGAAUGAGCAGGUCCGCGAGCUCACAGCGCAGCUGGCAGCGGUGGAGCUGGAGCUGGCUGACCUCCGCGCUGCCCAUGAGCAGCUACGUACACUGCUCCUCAACCGGGUUCCGACCCCCGGACCCGACGACGAGGCUCGCCUUCCUGCAUAUGUCCGCGACCUUCUUGUUUUGCUUGGGCGGAUGCGCGCGAUGCUGCUGGCUGCUCGUGAGACGCCCACUCUUUCGGACGAUGCUGUAGCCGAGAUCUGUGAUGCCUCUCUUGUUCACGAGAACUACGUGCUACACCUCUCAACCACGAGACUUGAGCACGCACUUGCCCAUCUCGCCGUGGUGGCACGCUCGAUUGCGCACGGCCGAGACGUGCCGGUGGCAUGGCAAGACCACGCUCUCGAUGCGCUUGUCACCCUCGCACGAUCGCUCGGUCCAAACCAUCCGGCCACUUCCGUCGCGCUGUACGUUCGCCUCACCCGGCUCAUGCAGGAUGCUCUCACACCACUGGCCGCGGAGCUGUCGACUGCACUACAGAACGGAGACGCUCGGAGCGAUGCAUCUGAGCUGGCAAGCUCGCUCCUCAACGAGUGGCGAGUUGCGCUUGCCACCUAUGCUGAUGCUGCGCAUACCUUGCGACCAAGCAUUGCCGGCGCGAGGCGGUCUAUGGCUUCUGACGUCGAGACCGGGCGCACGCUAGAGAUUGUCAAGGGCGAACUUGUGUGCAUUCGCAGGGCGCUUGAGGCCCCGUCAGUCGCUAGCGCCGCGCACCACCUACCGGAGAUGGGCUCGGCGUUUGAAGCCGUCGCUCGCCUCGAGUCGCGUCUCCGCGGCCUCGCCCCACAGGUUGCACACGCAUCUGCGUCGGCACGAGUUCUUCGCUCGCCGCCGCGCAGGCCGCCAGGAUCGACGUAUCAUGCUGGGGUCAACACCGGCUCUCACGCCGGUGGUCGCUCGUGA